This is a messenger RNA of Acomys russatus (golden spiny mouse), 1239 nucleotides long. It is a transcript of the gene Rad51, whose product is annotated as RAD51 recombinase. Gene Ontology annotation, cellular component: condensed nuclear chromosome. Gene Ontology annotation, biological process: mitotic recombination; reciprocal meiotic recombination; DNA strand invasion. The coding region runs from base 158 to 1177 and encodes 339 amino acids. NCBI's taxonomy places the organism in Eukaryota, Metazoa, Chordata, Mammalia, Rodentia, Muridae. Gene Ontology annotation, molecular function: ATP binding; single-stranded DNA binding; DNA strand exchange activity. The record is from RefSeq and is a predicted model, not a curated record. The transcript is spliced from 10 exons.
AGCGCUGCUGGGAGGACCGAGAUUCGCUCCUCUUCUUCAUAGACGACCUAACGGAGGAGCAGCGAAGUGCGUCCGAGCGAGUGACUGGCUGGGGGAGCGAGGUGUGAGCCGAGCCGGCCGCCGGAAGGAGCGCGCCGCCCACGGCUGCGGCCCUGGAAUGGCUAUGCAGAUGCAGCUUGAAGCAAAUGCAGACACUUCGGUGGAAGAAGAAAGCUUUGGUCCACAGCCUGUUUCCCGGUUAGAGCAAUGUGGCAUAAAUGCCAACGACGUGAAGAAAUUAGAGGAAGCUGGUUUCCAUACGGUCGAGGCUGUUGCUUAUGCACCAAAGAAGGAACUAAUAAAUAUUAAGGGAAUUAGUGAAGCCAAAGCGGACAAAAUUCUGACUGAGGCAGCUAAGUUAGUUCCAAUGGGUUUCACCACUGCAACUGAAUUUCACCAACGGCGGUCAGAAAUCAUACAGAUUACUACUGGCUCCAAAGAGCUUGACAAACUGCUUCAAGGUGGAAUUGAGACUGGAUCUAUAACAGAGAUGUUUGGAGAAUUCCGAACUGGGAAGACACAGAUCUGUCAUACAUUGGCUGUAACAUGCCAGCUUCCCAUUGAUCGAGGUGGAGGGGAAGGAAAGGCCAUGUACAUUGACACCGAGGGCACCUUUAGGCCAGAACGGCUGCUAGCAGUGGCUGAGAGGUAUGGUCUCUCUGGCAGCGAUGUCCUAGAUAAUGUAGCAUACGCUCGGGGGUUUAACACAGACCACCAAACCCAGCUUCUUUAUCAAGCAUCAGCCAUGAUGGUAGAAUCCAGGUACGCACUGCUUAUUGUAGACAGCGCUACUGCCCUCUACAGAACAGACUACUCAGGCCGAGGUGAGCUCUCAGCCAGGCAGAUGCACUUGGCCAGAUUUCUGAGGAUGCUGCUGCGACUUGCCGAUGAGUUUGGUGUAGCAGUGGUCAUCACCAACCAGGUAGUAGCCCAAGUGGACGGAGCAGCCAUGUUCGCUGCAGAUCCUAAAAAACCCAUUGGAGGAAACAUCAUUGCCCAUGCAUCAACAACCAGGCUGUACCUGAGGAAAGGAAGAGGAGAAACCAGAAUCUGCAAAAUCUACGACUCUCCCUGUCUUCCUGAAGCUGAAGCUAUGUUUGCCAUUAAUGCAGAUGGUGUGGGAGAUGCCAAAGACUGAGUCGUUAGGGCUGCUCCCCUGUGAUGCACCUGUAAAUGCUGAGUAGCCUAAUGCAGAGCACC